Molecule: messenger RNA, 1054 nt
Organism: Scomber scombrus (Atlantic mackerel)
Lineage: Eukaryota; Metazoa; Chordata; Actinopteri; Scombriformes; Scombridae
Product: tumor necrosis factor receptor superfamily member 6-like
Exons: 9
Coding region: 22-1014 (330 amino acids)
Biological process (GO): motor neuron apoptotic process; extrinsic apoptotic signaling pathway in absence of ligand; necroptotic signaling pathway
Cellular component (GO): membrane raft; CD95 death-inducing signaling complex; external side of plasma membrane
Molecular function (GO): tumor necrosis factor receptor activity; protein binding
Source: RefSeq, a predicted model, not a curated record
CUCUCUACAGUAUGAAGUUGGAUGGAGGCGUCUGAUCCAAUUAUGCGUAGUUAUUGCUUUAUCGUCGUCUUUACUUUGUUUGCACUCUCUGCAACACAGGCUUCCGUAGGCCUACCUGCCAAAUUUGAAGGGAAAGCCCGCUCAUAUCAAAGUAAAGGAGUCAUCCGGAGCAGGAGGGAAGACUGCCCACAUGGUACUUUCAACCAUGAAAACAUUGAAUGUUGUAAAUGCAACAAAGGUCAGCGGCUGAAGGAGGCCUGCACUGCAACAAGUUCUACAAAAUGCGAGAAGUGUGAGAAUGGAACGUACAACAGCCUGCCUAAUGCCCUUCUGUCCUGUGAACUCUGCAUCUCAUGCUCUCAACCCAAUGCCAAUCUAGAUGUGCGUGAACCCUGUACAUCUGUCAGUGAUACUAAGUGUCAGUGUAAAAAGGAUCACUACUGCAUUGGAGGCAUGAAAGACACCUGCAGACUUUGCAACCCUUGUAAAAUGUGUGGUCAUGAUGGCAUCAAAGAACCCUGUACAGCCACCAGUAACACUGUGUGCAAUGGCAAAAGUGAAGGGGGAAUUCUGCCAAUUAUACUCGGGGUAGUUCUAACAAUAUUAAUUUGCGGAAUUGCGGGCACUGUGUUCUUCUUAUGGAAAAAGAAACGGAGGACACAGCAGGACAAAUCCAGACAGGAAAAUGGCAAUGCAAUUCUGGUGGAGAUGGUUCCUCUUAACGUUCCAUGUGUGGAUCUCUCACCUUUCGUGCAUGACAUUGCAGAGGUGAUUGAAUGGAAGGAUAUGGAGGCUAUAGCUACGCGUACUGGGGUACAAAAGACUAUUAUUGAGGCUUCUAAACGGAACCACCCUAAUGACUAUCAGGAGCAGACACUUGAACUACUGAAGGAAUGGGUGGAGCAGCAGGGCAUGCAGGCCUCAGAAAAAUUGGUACAAAUGCUACAAGAGAAAGGCAGAAGGCACACAGCAGAGAAAGUGCACGAUAUAUUGCAUCGUGGCAGCAGCACAUAGCCACACGUAGCAGGACACCAGAUGCUACCAGUGGCGGCUG